This is a messenger RNA of Lampris incognitus (smalleye Pacific opah), 2656 nucleotides long. Its product is annotated as inhibitor of nuclear factor kappa-B kinase subunit alpha-like. Gene Ontology annotation, biological process: positive regulation of transcription by RNA polymerase II; peptidyl-serine phosphorylation; tumor necrosis factor-mediated signaling pathway. Bases 328 to 2526 code for a protein of 732 amino acids. The transcript has 22 exons. NCBI's taxonomy places the organism in Eukaryota, Metazoa, Chordata, Actinopteri, Lampriformes, Lampridae. Gene Ontology annotation, molecular function: ATP binding; IkappaB kinase activity. Gene Ontology annotation, cellular component: cytoplasm; IkappaB kinase complex. The record is from RefSeq and is a predicted model, not a curated record.
UAGCGCUCGCAGUUCUUCACGCCAGUCGCGGGAGUUUGUAGAGACGGUAAGGACGCGUCCGACGGCCUGGAGAGGCUAGGUGACUUCCGGUUGACUUUCGCGAACGUCGUUUUCAAAAUAAGAAAACGGCCUCUUAAACAAUUUUGAGGGUUGUCGUUGCGAUAAUGACCUGACAAAUGAAGACCGCCGUCUUUUUCUACCCCAAAAUCUCCUUUUGUGCAGGUUGUCCAUAUGCAUUUUUAAGCCUUCAAGUCACUUGGGCUUAAGGCUGGGUGGGCGGAGUCACUGACAGGUCACCUCUGUUGAUUCAGCUGAGAACCCAACACUAUGGAGAGGGCCCUGCUCAAACAGAACCAGCUGUGUGGCCCAUGGGAAAUUAAGGAGAAGCUGGGGACAGGGGGGUUUGGCCAAGUUUACCUGUACCAACACCUAGAGACUUCAGAGAAGAUCGCUGUGAAACUUUGUCGCCUGGAGCUGAACUCCAAGAAUAAAGUCCGCUGGAGCAGGGAGAUCCAGAUCAUGAAGAAGCUAAACCAUGUAAAUGUAGUUCGAGCCAGGGAAGUCCCAGAGGAGAUGAACUCCAUUGCUCUGAAUGACCUACCGCUGCUAGCCAUGGAGUACUGCUGCAAAGGAGAUCUGCGCAAGAUGCUGAACAAGCCAGAAAAUUGCUGUGGCCUAAAAGAGAGCGAAGUCCUCUCGCUGCUCAGUGACAUUGGCUCGGGUAUCCAAUAUCUCCAUAAAAAUAAGAUUAUCCACAGAGACCUCAAGCCAGAGAACAUAGUGCUGCAGGAGAUGGAUGGGAAGCUGGUCCAUAAAAUCAUAGACCUGGGUUAUGCCAAGGACUUAGAUCAGGGCAGUCUCUGUACGUCCUUUGUCGGGACUCUGCAGUAUCUGGCUCCAGAGCUUUAUGAGAGCGAACCCUACACCGUUACUGUGGACUACUGGAGCUUCGGGACGAUGCUGUUUGAGUGCACCUGUGGUUUCCGUCCCUUUUUGCACCACAUGCCGCCUGUGCAGUGGACAAGUAAAGUGAAGAACAAAGCUCCUGAGGAUAUCAUGGCAGUAGAAGACAUGAAUGGAGAAGUCAGAUUCUCUACACAUCUGCCCUACCCCCACAAUCUCAGCAGGCCACUGCUGGAGCCAGUGGAGUCCCUCCUGCAGAUGCUGUUAGUGUGGGACCCUGUGACUCGUGGCGGAGGCCUGGACUCCGACUCAAACCAGCCCAGCUGCUACGCCGCCCUACAGAAUAUUCUCAACAUGAAGGUGAUUCACGUGUUGGACAUGACGUCGGCUCAGCUGCACUCGCUGGUCUUGGAUCCGGAGGAGGGCUUACACUCUCUGCAGCAGCGUCUGGAGACACACACUCACACACACAUACCGCCGCUCAGCCAGGAACUGCUGCUGGAGUCGGGGAUCUCCCUCGACCCACGCCGACCACCGGCACACUGCCUUCCAGACGGACUGCGGGGCUGGGACAGCUCCAUCAUCUACCUCUUCGAUAAGAGCUUGACCAAGUACUCCGGACCGCUGACCGCCAGACCCCUGCCAGACAGCGUCAACUUUAUAGUGAGGGAGACGAAGACCCAGCUGCCCCUGGCUGCACUCAGGAAGGUGUGGGGGGAAGCAGUUAGCUACAUUUGCGGGCUGAAAGAUGACUACAUACGCCUGUACCAGGGACAACGGGCUGCAAUGCUGAGUCUGCUGCGUUACAACACCAACCUAACGCGGUACAAGAACCUGCUCUUCUCCCAGUCUCAGCAGCUCCGGGCCAAGCUGGCGUUCUUCAAGACGAGCAUCCACCACGACCUGGACCAGUACAGAGAGCAGAUGCACACGGGCAUUUCCUCCGAAAAGAUGCUGAAGACCUGGCAGGAAAACGAGGAGAAGGCGGCCGAGUUUGCACAGGUGGCGGAGGUGGGGUAUCUGGACGAGGAGAUCGUGUCUCUGCAUUCGGCGAUCGUGGAGCUACAGAGAAGUCCCUUCGCCAGGAGACAAGGAGACGUCUUGGAGCAGUUGGAGGUGAGGGCCAUCGAACUCUACAAGCAAAUGAAGGCUAAAUGCAAAAGUCCUGACCCGCCACAUGGCUACAGUGAUAGCUUAGAGAUGGUGAAGGCCAUCCUGCAAACUGUUCAGAACCAGGACAGGGUGUUGAAAGAUCUGUACACUCAUCUCAGUACUAUUCUGGUGUGUAAGCAACGCAUCGUUGAUUUGUUCCCCAAGUUAGAGAGGGCGGUAGAGAACAUAAAAGCCGCAGAGGCGGCAGUGAUGCAGAUGCAAAUGAAGAGACAGCGAGAAUUUUGGUACCUGCUGAAGGUCACUUGUGCACACUCUCCGACACCGAGAUCUCUUCUGGGUCCCACUGAUGUCGGGUCGAUACAUCACUUACUGGAGGAGAAUCAGCGUUAUCUGGGUCAGCUGACCGCCCUGCUGCAAGAAACCACCCAGGAUAUGCAGCACAGUGUCAUGGAUGAGGACUGGAGUUGGACGCGACAUGGAUCGGAGCAAACCCAACCUCAGAAGCUGUAGACACCGAUGGGAGGGCUCUGCGAGGGCGGGCCAGGCGUAAUAAGCCAAAUGUACUGACGAGUGCCUCACUGACAUCACACUCGCUGGAAGCGUUGACGUCCCGCACGGUGUCAGCUUUCACAGUGACGUA